CAAACGGGAGCAGCUGGUGCGGCGUGCAGAGGAGAAGGUGAAGGUGAAGGUGAUGGAUGGGAGCAAGUACAGGGCGAAGGGCUCUGCCAUGGUCGGUGCCAGCAAGAAGGUUGCCUAUGUCCUUCUGCUGCUGCUGGCGCUGGCCGCCGCCGCGCUCAGCGUCGUCGUCCUGCACAAGGUCAGGGAGCGCCGCGCGUUUGCUGUUCUUCUCCGGGAGCGCGACCGGCAGCUCAUCUCCACGCGGAUCCUCCUCCAGAAAGAGAAGGCGUUUAACAAGGAGAUGAAGAGGAAGUUGGAAGAACUGAAGGCCACAACAUCUUCCCUAAGGACUCAGAAGACAGACCUGAAAACGAAGAUCAAAGGACUAGAAGCCACAGCCACAACUCUGAAGAACAGAGAGAAAGAACUGGAAGCAGUUCUCGCAGAGAAAAAUAGCCGCGUCAGUCAAAUGGAAGCAACUCUCACAGAUAAAAACAGCCACAUCAGACAAAUGGAAGAGAGAGCCGCAGGCACAAAUCCUGACCAGAUGGCAGCUCUGAUGGAGCUCCUGCAGCAGAAGGAAGCCGAGCUUGAAGAGAUCAAGGUCAGGUUCCAGGAUUACAAGACAACGGAACGGAAGAGCGUCGGCAGUAAGAGCACUCAUGUUCAAUCAAACAACGCAAAUGCAAGACCUGACAAUGCUGUAGUCGAAAAGGUCACAAGCUCCAGUGAUGCUACACCCACUAGAGCAGAAGAAAAGAGUUCUAAGAAUACCACAACAGCAGAAAGUAGACACCCAAAAGACACAUCUUUAGAAGAAAAGCAAGUGAAAUCUGCAACUAGCAAGGAAGAAGAUGGCUUACAAGACAAAACAGAUGAUGCCAUUGAAGAUAUUGAUGAUAUCUACGGGGAAAGUCAUUCAAAGAAGAUCGAAUUUCCUCGGCGGAACAAAAAGUUUUUGACUAACAGUGGAGUAGACAGCCAAGAUGAAGAACUGCAUAGGAUAGAACACCCAGGGAACUCCCUAGACCAGGACAGUGAUCGCGUCAGGUACAAUAAACUGUUGGAGAAGGAAAUUGAUAAAGUUUCUGGUGAAACCAAGAAUAAAAAGAGUAUUGAUGGUAGUUUGGAAAAGAUAUCCAAGCAUAGCUUAGGUGAUGCCAAUAAAAACGGAUUGAAACAAACUGUGGAAGACAUGGCUGGUGGUACUGCUGCUGUGAAGCCCAAUAUGUCUGUAAAUGAUGAUGGAACUCAACAACAGAAUAAGAGACCCAAGAAGAAGAAGACCAGAUCCAAGAAGAAGAUGAUCGAUUCUGCAACUACUAAUAGUAGUAGUGAAGUUACAAAAGAAAAGUAAGUAGAUGCCACAUCAAUCCCAGAGUGAGUUUUGGAUUUGAAAAUUCACUGCACUACAAUGACAGAAACCAUGGCUGAAGCCUGAAGGGAAUAUCCUAGAUUUUUUAUAGCAGUUGUGAACACCAAUGCUAUUUGAUAUGCUGGAAAAUCUCGGAGAAACGAAGGCCCAGGAGUAGCUGAGAAAAUGUACUGAUGAAUUUAUGUCUCAGAACAGCGUAUAACAUGUUUUCUACAACAUCAUGAUUGGUUGUUGUCUUAUAUGGACAUGGUAACACAAUGAUUUUAUA
This is a messenger RNA of Oryza sativa Japonica Group (Japanese rice), 1622 nucleotides long. RefSeq lists its product as uncharacterized. The record is from RefSeq and is a predicted model, not a curated record. NCBI's taxonomy places the organism in Eukaryota, Viridiplantae, Streptophyta, Magnoliopsida, Poales, Poaceae.